UCUUAUCUUUUCCCUCAACCUCCUCUUUUGUCCGGUCCUAAAUUACCUAUGAAAGACUGCAACGUGGCCCAAUCACAACCUCGUCUUCCUCUACCUAUGACCUGAGUGUCUGUGUGUCUGUGUUUGUCCACUCCCAUAAUCGCACUCAGAAAAAGAAUGAAGCUUUCUUCCAACCACCCCUUCCAUGGCGUCUCCUGUGUCAUCUUCUUCCUGUACCUCACACCGCUGCUAGUCUCAUCCGACGGUCAGGACACCUUCAUCGUCCACGUGUCACAAUCCCACAAGCCCCCCGUCUUCUCCACCCACCUCCACUGGUACUCCUCCAUCAUCCACUCCCUGCCGCCGCACCGCCUCCCUUCCAAGCUUCUCUACACCUACGACCGCGCCAUCCGCGGCUUCUCCGCCCGGAUCUCCGCCGCUCAGGCCGACGCCCUCCGCCGCGUUCCCGGCGUGAUCUCCGUCGUCCCCGACGAGCUCCGCCACAUCCACACCACGCGCACCCCCGACUUUUUAGGGCUCAGUGACUCCUUCGGCCUUUGGCCCAACUCCGACUACGCCGAUGACGUCAUCAUCGGAGUGCUCGACACCGGCAUCUGGCCGGAGCGACCGAGCUUCUCCGAUGAAGGCCUCUCUCCGGUCCCUUCCCACUGGAAGGGAAGCUGCGUCGAUGCUCCGGGCUUCCCGUCCACGCUGUGUAAUCGGAAAAUUAUCGGCGCCAGAGCUUUCUAUUUAGGUUACGCAGCUUCUCAAGGUCUGCCAAUGGCGGAAUCCGACAGCUCCCUGUCGCCGCGGGACACGGAGGGCCACGGGACCCACACGUCGUCGACGGCCGCCGGAUCGAGAGUGGUCAACGCUAGUCUGUUCGGAUUCGCGGCCGGAGAAGCCAGAGGCAUGGCGGAGAAAGCCCGGAUCGCAGUUUACAAAAUCUGCUGGACUUUAGGAUGCUACGAUUCCGACAUCCUAGCGGCGAUGGAGCUCGCCAUCCACGACGGCGUCAACGUGAUUUCCCUUUCCGUCGGCGCCAACGGCUACGCGCCGCCGUACGAUUACGAUUCAAUCGCAGUCGGAGCUUUCAGCGCGGCGGAGCACGGAAUAGUCGUCUCCUGCUCCGCCGGAAACUCUGGCCCUUCUUCCUACUCCGCCGUGAAUAUUGCUCCCUGGAUUUUAACCGUCGGCGCCUCCACCCUCGACCGCGAAUUCCCAGCGGAUGCGAUCCUCGGCGACGGGAAUAUCUACCGCGGCGUUUCUCUCUACUCCGGCGAGGCGCUCGACGACAAAUUGUAUCCGUUGGUCUACGCCGCCGACUGCGGAAGUCGAUAUUGUUAUCUCGGUUAUCUAGAACCAUCCAAAGUCGCCGGAAAAAUCGUGAUCUGCGAUCGCGGCGGCAAUGCUAGAGUCGAGAAGGGAAGCGCAGUCCAUCUUGCUGGAGGCGUCGGCAUGAUACUCGCGAAUUUAGCUGAUUCCGGCGAGGAACUCCUCGCCGACGCCCACUUCAUUCCCUCGACAAUGGUCGGAGAAAUCGCCGGCGACAAAAUCCGAGCAUAUGUCCGCACAUCUUCGAAUCCCACUGCUACGAUUAGGUCGCGGGGAACCGUCGUAAGCAAAUCUCCGUCGUCGCCGCGCGUGGCCUCAUUCUCCAGCCGCGGCCCGAACUAUCGAACCGCCGAGAUUCUCAAGCCCGAUGUGAUCGCGCCCGGUGUGAACAUUCUCGCCGGCUGGACCGGUUACGUCGGGCCAACGUCUCUCGACAGCGAUGAUCGCGAGGUCGAAUUCAACAUCAUCUCCGGCACGUCGAUGUCGUGCCCUCACGUCAGCGGCCUGGCGGCGCUGCUGAAACAGGCCCACCCCGAGUGGUCGCCGGCGGCGAUCAAGUCCGCAUUGAUGACGACGGCGUACAACAUCGACAACAACGGAAAUAAUUUAACGGACCUCGCCACCGGCGAUGUGUCGAAUCCGUUCGUCCACGGAUCGGGCCACGUCGAUCCAAACCGAGCGACGGAUCCCGGCCUGAUCUACGACAUCGAUACCCAAAACUACGUCGCAUUUUUGUGCAGCAUCGGGUACAAUGCGCGGCAAAUUACGACGUUCACUAAAGAUUCGUCGGUCGUGGAUUGCAACGCAAUCGGGCUGAAAACUCCGGGGGAUUUGAACUACCCGUCGUUCUCAGUUGCCUUCUCCGGCUUUAAAAGCGUCUUGAAGUAUAAACGAAACGUUAGAAAUGUCGGGACGGAGGCGAAUGCCGUGUACGAGGUGACGGUGCACGCCCCGGACGGCGUGGAAGUGAGCGUGACGCCGAGUAAAUUAGAGUUCAGCGAGAAGGAAGACACUCUAUCGUAUGAAGUCGAGUUCAAGAGUCGCACGGAAAGCAUCGGAUUGCUUGCAAAAUCGUCGUUUGGAUCGAUUGAGUGGAGCGACCGCGGCGGCGGCCACCGUGUGACGAGCCCCAUCGCGGUGGUGUGGGGCCUGCGUACGGCGGCGGAGAUGUGAGGUUGUUAAGGGAUACACGUUGUAGAGGUUAUGUAUGUAAUGGUAGGUAUUGUAGGGAAGAAUCAAUAAUGGCAUGUAGUAUAUAUAUAUAUAUAUAUAUAUGAACUUUUAUUUAAAUUUACAA
Andrographis paniculata is the source of this 2611-nucleotide messenger RNA. Its product is annotated as subtilisin-like protease SBT1.4. The record is from RefSeq and is a predicted model, not a curated record. Gene Ontology annotation, biological process: proteolysis. Bases 157 to 2487 code for a protein of 776 amino acids. The transcript has a single exon. Gene Ontology annotation, molecular function: serine-type endopeptidase activity. Lineage: Eukaryota; Viridiplantae; Streptophyta; Magnoliopsida; Lamiales; Acanthaceae.